AUGGCUGCUCUCCUCAGAUGGGCCAGGACUUCUCUCCGUAGAGCAACGUCUUCACCCCUGCGUUUCCCAUCCACGGGCUUUCAGACCAUCCCGGCAUCCACGAUCCUCGAAGAAGAACGCUUCAACGCGUUCAAACAAGGCCACUACUACCCCGUCAACAUCGGGGAUAUCUUCAACUCGACGUACCAAGUCAUCGGCAAACUAGGAUACGGAACCACCUCUACCGUAUGGCUAGCCCGGGAUCUCAAACAUGACAACUACGUAACACUAAAGAUCUACACCCGGGAUCAAUCCCACACCGAGGAAUUCCAGAUCUACAAACACCUUACUCACAGAAAAUCAUCACAUCCCGGAUAUAAGCAUGUUCGAAAAUCCCUCGAUGCGUUUACUAUUCCCCGUUCCGGGGGAGAUCAUGGCGUGCUAGUCCAGAAACCCAUGUGGGAGAGUUUUCGACAUCUGCUGUAUCAAAAUCCGAGUCGUCGGUUUAGUGAAGAUUUACUGAAAACUGGUCUGAAGCAAGUGUUCCUUGCACUUGAUUAUUUGCAUACUGAAUGCAAGCUUGUGCAUACAGAUAUCAGUAGUGAUAAUAUCCUCCUGGAAAUCGAGGAUAGUGCCAUCCUAGAUGCCUUUACGCGAGAUGAGAUGGAUAAUCCCUCGCCACGGAAAUUAGUUGAUGGGAUGCCGGUAUAUGCUUCUCGGCGCUUCGAUUUGCCUAAAACGUUUGGCCGGGCUGUGCUGAGUGAUUUUGGUUCCGCAGUGCGGGGAGAUGAGAGAAGGAAUCAUGAAUGCGCAGCCGGAUGUUUAUCGAUCGCCGGAAGUCAUAUCUGGGAUCUGUUUGAGGGAAAGCAUAUGUUCUAUGGGAAUGACCCCGAUGGAAAAGGAUAUUCCACCCGCGCGCAUCUCGCGGAGGUUAUUGGGAUGCUGGGGCCACCUCCGUUGGAUUUGUUGCGACGGGGGAAACGGAGUAGCGAGUUCUUUACUGAAGAUGGGAGGAAUAAGGAGAUGUUCUUGGCUUUUAUCAGAGGGAUGCUGCAGUGGCGACCUGAAGAUAGAAAGACAGCGAAGGAGCUGCUCCAGGAUCCAUGGUUAAACCAUGAGGCAGAAUAG
Aspergillus ibericus CBS 121593 is the source of this 1107-nucleotide messenger RNA. Its product is annotated as kinase domain protein. The record is from RefSeq and is a predicted model, not a curated record. The transcript is spliced from 5 exons. NCBI's taxonomy places the organism in Eukaryota, Fungi, Ascomycota, Eurotiomycetes, Eurotiales, Aspergillaceae. Bases 1 to 1107 code for a protein of 368 amino acids. Gene Ontology annotation, biological process: protein phosphorylation; regulation of mRNA processing; spliceosomal complex assembly. Gene Ontology annotation, molecular function: ATP binding; protein kinase activity.